Trematomus bernacchii (emerald rockcod) is the source of this 1998-nucleotide messenger RNA. It is a transcript of the gene cks1b, whose product is annotated as CDC28 protein kinase regulatory subunit 1B. The record is from RefSeq and is a predicted model, not a curated record. Gene Ontology annotation, biological process: regulation of mitotic cell cycle. Lineage: Eukaryota; Metazoa; Chordata; Actinopteri; Perciformes; Nototheniidae. The coding region runs from base 151 to 387 and encodes 78 amino acids. Gene Ontology annotation, cellular component: SCF ubiquitin ligase complex; cyclin-dependent protein kinase holoenzyme complex. Gene Ontology annotation, molecular function: protein kinase binding; histone binding; ubiquitin binding. The transcript has 4 exons.
GUCUAUUUGAACGGCAAAAAGCGGGUUAGCAAACAUUCGAGAGGGAAACAAAGAGGAGUCAACAUCUUACUUCUCUUGGACGCGAAACACUGGAAUAAUUUACUUUUUUAAGGGUCAGGAAUUCUUUGACAAUAAUAUAAGGUCCCCGUCAUGUCUCACAAACAGAUCUACUACUCUGAUAAAUAUGACGAUGAAAAAUACGAGUACAGACACGUCAUGCUACCCAAAGACAUUGCAAAGCGUGUACCAAAGACCCAUUUGAUGUCAGAGACCGAGUGGAGGAACCUUGGGGUCCAGCAGAGCCAAGGAUGGGUGCAUUACAUGAUCCACCAGCCAGAGCCGCACAUCUUGCUGUUCCGGCGCCCUCUGACUUGCCAAAAGUCAUAAGGGAGAGAAUCUCUGGGUCCUUUGGAAGAUCAGCCCUGUUUGCCACAGAUCGUCUCAUCAAAACAAGAUCAUGCUGUCAAGAUUACCAAGCUCCUUUGUGGUAGGUGACUUGCGAUUAGGGCUGAUGCCGUUGGACCUGGAGAAGGACUAUCACAUUUAUGAACAGUGGUUGUUGAAUGGAGAACGCAUUGAAGGAAAAGAAAAAGAUCACCCCCCUUCUAUUAGGGAAAAAACUUCUUCAUGUGUUAACAGCGGGACUCCAGAAACCUUCAAAUCAGCUUACAUGGUCUUUUUGACUUUACCUUAUCUGUCCAACUUGCUGAACCCGCUUGGAUAUUCCAGCCUUUUAGAACAUGAAUUGUUAUAAGAUGUGGGAUGUGAAACUUGUUAAAAACUGUUAGUGAUACCAACGGAGUGUAUACUGGGUCGGAACACAAGCCCGACAGGAAAAUGUGAUCUUAAAUUAAGUUUUGACUCGGGUAAACACCAAACUGCGGUUGUAAGUGACAUGUUGCUGCUUGGUUUAAAUGACACUGAAAAUGUGCAUUUAACCAUUUUAUGUCAUAUGCAUGUAAAGCCGCAUCCAUGCGAGUCGUCUAAAAACUUAGUUAUGAUCCCGUUUUCCAUGAGAGCAUAUUAUUAGUUUGGCCUACUUAAAAAAAAAAAAAGAAGAAGAGCUUUGGUACCAUAGAGCUGCUCAGUAUUUGUGUUGUCUGUUCUGAAAUUGUCAACUUUUAAAUCUUAUAAGUGUGGAUUUUUGGAAGUAUUUAGAGUUAACAACUGGACAAAUAAACAGUACCACUUGAUACAUGAAAAUACAUUAAGGGGAAUAGAAAAAAUAAAUGGUGUUUGAUGACUGAAACUUCCCGAAAAUGCUCUUAGAAUACAUCCCGAUCAUUGUAUGACAUGUAAAGCAAGUCACAUUUAUUUCGGAUUGUGGAACUGAAUACUCUCGCAUAAGGCACUUGAUUUUACUGUCAUGCUUGUGUUGAAUGCAUGCACCCACUCUGACAUGUUUGUAAUCCUCCUCCCUUCUUACUACCACACACUGAGCUGCUCUGCUGUCACUGAGGCCUAAACUUUGCCUUAAAAAAACUGUUCUUUGAACAAGUGCCUUUUUGUAAGGUCUGCUUUUGUCCAGUAUUCUUUGACAAAUAUCAUUUUAUAAAUACAUGUGUAGGUAAAGAGCUGUUCUACUUCUUCAGAAUUAAUAAAAGAAUAAAUGCAAUCAAAUCAAAGGUAUGAUGCAUUUAGUCUUUGAUGAAACGACUGAAAUGAAAUCAGUGUUGAAUGAUGAUGUACCCCUGUUUGGUAAUCUUGAAGCUAACACUAGAAUAUUGGAUUACUAAACGUGGAUUGUGAAAAAAACAAAAUGUGGCUGUAUCACAAUGUAAAUAUUUAACUGUGCCAUUUCUUCCCACUCUUUCUUUUUUUUCUCCCUAAUUUCACAUUUGCAUAAAAACAUUAUGCCGGACAAAAGUUUUUAUGCCGUCAUGUAGUAGUUGGUGCAAACAUAAAUCUACCGACAGUAGCAUGACAUUCUUGGACACCUCCUUGCUCCUCACUAUGUUUCCUAUCACAACUGUAAAAUAAAAGGAAAAUGCAUCAAAA